Molecule: messenger RNA, 1626 nt
Organism: Rhizoctonia solani
Lineage: Eukaryota; Fungi; Basidiomycota; Agaricomycetes; Cantharellales; Ceratobasidiaceae
Product: Fungal specific transcription factor domain
Exons: 6
Coding region: 1-1626 (541 amino acids)
Source: RefSeq, a predicted model, not a curated record
AUGGCCAGGCCGUAUUGCGAGAAAUGCCUGAGGGGCGGGUAUGAAUGUCUAGGAUAUGAAGAAGACCAACUUCGGAUCAAAAUACUUUGGAACCAUCUUCCUGCUUCGGCGGAUAUUACGACAUCUGAGGCACCUGCUCCUACAGUGGGUGGAUGCCGUAACGACCCAGCUAGUACAGUUACGGAUCGUGUCGCCAAGCCCUCUAUACUAGGGACUGCGCUACUUUACAGGAAAAGUGGUCGUGCGUUAACCACAGAUGAUAGUUCCUUUGAAAACUCCGCAAGGAGGUUUGACCGUUUGUGGCCACAGAAUCAAAGCCAACCCGUUUUAUACUCAUCAUCAAGAACACACAAACCCGAUAAUGCUGAACCUUUGGAUACGGUUGCAGGAGUGAAGGAAAUCGGAAGUGAUUUAGCUGAAGAUAUCAAAACCCUUCAUAGAUCAAUUUCUGCCUCGAUAGAUAUGACACAUCUCGAUAAGGAAGCUUAUCUCGCAUGUGUCGCUGGGGAGUAUGUUUUACAUGUCCUGGAUUUCUGGUUUACGCCUCCCUCAGCGAUCGUUCGCGACUGCUUGAAGGGCCAGGUGAGAGGAACUAGAACUAUGCAGGCCAUGGAUCUGGGAACAAUGGUUCUCAAGACAUGCGCACUAGACCAGGGCCUCAGAAAUCCUGGCACCACGCUCGAGAGGUACAUGGCCUUGGUCGAUAAAUUUGAACAGAAUUUCACUACCGAUCUUGGUUGUAAUCUGCCACCAAGAGAUGCAACGGACUGCUUUACGGCCCGUCUUGAGCUAGCAAUUCUGAAAUUCUUCCUUGGAGACAGCAUUGCAGGAUAUACCCUACUACAAGUUCUACGCCCCAAGUUCCUUCUGCUUGUUGCAACCGACUCUGGUUUGCUGGUUGAACAGCCAAACGGCAACCUAGCUGUUUCGUUUCCCCGCACGCUUAGUUCUCUUCGACACGAGCUUGCACGAUUCAUCUCAUAUGACGUGAUACUGUCAUUUUUACUUGGAGCGCCACCCAUGAUAGAGUAUGGGUAUGAGGGCACAUGUGAUGGUGACGGGUUUGAAUGGAUACAUGGGAUUCCGUCUGCACUCCUCCAGAUCAUCUCGCAGAUCAAUUCGUGGAGAGCUGGUCCUCGAGUCCAUCUUGACUGUUGGCAAGAUUUAGAACUGUGCGUCUUUGCCUGGAAACCAUUGCAAGCCACACUGGGCGAGUCUUUUGUUCCUGGGAGCACCGCUUUUGAGAGGGCUGUAGUACAAGAAGGGUGGAGGCAUGUGGUAUUGAUAUAUAUAUACAUGGGCAUAUGUGGAGUUUCUUCUCAUGACCCACGUAUACAAGCGUCGGUAGACGUAAUUUUCCAGCUUGCGGAAAAAAUGCGCAACUCACGAAUCGGCAUACACAUGUUACCUCACUGCGUUGUUGCUGGUAUAGCGGCGCGACUAGAAAAACAGCGAAUUAGGGUGUAUGAGAAGCUUAAUUCUUUCUUAGAUCCGCGGGCUUGGCUCUUGCGUGGGCCACAAUUUAAUAGAGCUCUUUAUCAUUUGUGGCACAGUACAGGUGCAGGAGGAAAAGCUGUUACAUGGGACGAUUACAUUCGUGCGAGGGAUACAGUUAUGCCUCUGUAA